Molecule: messenger RNA, 951 nt
Organism: Auanema sp. JU1783
Lineage: Eukaryota; Metazoa; Nematoda; Chromadorea; Rhabditida; Rhabditidae
Source: the annotation of a GenBank genome assembly
AUGAAAUCAGCUAUCGUUCUAUGUGCUCUUUUCUGCCUCGGGCUGACAAUCCCAUUAGGAUUAAAGCCAUUGGAAGAAGAACGCUGGCUUCAAAUUUGCUGUGUCGAAAAUGAUAAGAAUGAUGAUGGUGCCAUCUCAUUCCGGGAAUUCAGUCCCUUUGUUUUAGCUGUUCUUGACCUUAACCGCAAGGAAUUGGAAAGAAUCUUUUUGACCGCCGACGAAGACAAGAAUAGUGAUUUAGACGGAAGUGAAUGCCCUGUGGUUCGUAGAAUUCUCCGCGAAACUAUGGCUAACAGAGUUGAAGAAUACAAAGCAAAAUAUGAUGUCGAUGUCGAUGGAAACAUCAAUCAAGAUGAAGUUCGUAACCUCGCCUUGAAUGAGUUUGGAGUUUCUGCUCAAGAUGCUGAUCUGAUCUUCAAUCGUUCACAUCACAGCAGUGGAAGUGUUAACCAUUCUGAAUGGGUUGAGCUUCUCUUGGAGUUGAGAGCUAAGGCCGUUAAGGAGAUGGGAGUCCGUUUCUCUAAAUGGGCUACAGUUAACAAGAAGGGAUAUCUUAGUUAUGGCGAACUCAAGAAGUUCGAUCCAGCUGUUGAUGUGCCAACGUUGAAGAAGAAUUUCAAGAAAAUUGAUUAUGACAAAGACUUGUUCAUAUCUCCUGUAGAGUAUAUGGCCUUAGUAAGAGAACUACGAGAAGAAACUUCUCAUUCAAUGUCCAGUGUUCAUACAGUUGAACCAUCUAAACAAAUGCCCGAAAAUACUUCUGUCGCAACAACGAAAUCAAUUGCAAGACGUGCCGCUCUCGAAACAGCUCCACCAGUAAACGAAACGGAAGCAAAAAAUGCACUUCGUAAUAGUGAUGGUCGGAAAUCAUCUCAUUCUGGUGGCAGAAGAGUACCCACAGUAGACUUCGACGCUCCAACUGUACCUUUUGAUGAUCCAGAUUUUGAAUAG